This is a messenger RNA of Ziziphus jujuba (common jujube), 3803 nucleotides long. RefSeq names its product lysine-specific demethylase JMJ13. The transcript is spliced from 11 exons. Bases 622 to 3249 code for a protein of 875 amino acids. Gene Ontology annotation, molecular function: histone demethylase activity. Gene Ontology annotation, cellular component: nucleus. Lineage: Eukaryota; Viridiplantae; Streptophyta; Magnoliopsida; Rosales; Rhamnaceae. Gene Ontology annotation, biological process: chromatin remodeling. The record is from RefSeq and is a predicted model, not a curated record.
CACCUUCAAUUUGUGGAUUAAUUAAUUAAUUAAAUUAGUCUUUCAUUAUUUGUUAACAAAAAUAAAUAAAUGAAAUAAAAAAGCGCCAAUAUAUAUUUUUUUUUUAGGUAUAAAACUAUAAAUUAUCCUCUCUUAGUUCUUUUCCGGUUUUCUAAGCCUUCGCUUUUCUCUCCCUUCCUCUUUUGUACUGUUCUCUCCCUCCAUUUUUUUUUAUUUCUUUUUUUUUUUUAUUUAAUCUUUUCUCGCCGGGAAACCUCCCUUCAUCGCCGGAAAACUGCUUUCUCCGGCGAAUAGGCUCCGCCUCUCACCGGAAAACUGUUGGCUCCGUUGUUGUGAUUCUGUUUGAAUUUUCUGGUUGAUUUUCGUGGACUUGGUCUGGAAAAAAGGUUCUGGAUCUCUGUGGCUGAGUUGGUACGUUGUCUUUUCCGACGCCUCUUGAGAAUGUGGCGACCCUGGUUCUCUUUGAAGGCUUGGUCUUGAUCGGACAUGGCUAGGAUCGUGAUCUAGGGUUUGGUUUCGUGGAUUCUGAUUCGGUUUUCUUAGUUUUAUGUUCCUUUAUUCUCUGUUUUUUUCCCCAUCUGAACGAAGACGGAGUCGUAUAGAGCGAGACUUCGGAAUGAAAUGGUGGAGGGAAGGGUUUGUUUGUCCAAAGAGGUGAAAAAUGGAUUAGAGAUUCUGAAGCGUAAAAGGCUUCAGCGUAUGAAAUCUGAAACUGUUACAGGGCCUAUAAGUAUCAGUAAUAUGAUGGCUCGUAGUGGAGGGGAUGCUUUAAGAUCUUCAGCAUCCUGUGGUAUUAGAUUACAUGGUAAUGCAGAUUCUUUUCCUCGGUCCAAUGGUGCUUUAAAUGAUAAGGACGUUUUUUCAAAGCGCAAGGUGGAUAAGUUUGACACUAGUGAUCUGGAAUGGACUGAGAAAAUUCCUGAGUGCCCUGUGUAUUGUCCAACAAGGGAAGAGUUUGAGGAUCCCUUGACUUACUUGCAGAAGAUAGCUCCAGAUGCUUCGAAAUAUGGAAUAAUCAAGAUUGUUUCCCCUUUAACUGCUUCUGUUCCAGCGGGGGUUGUGUUGAUGAAGGAGAAAGCAGGAUUCAAAUUCACAACCAGAGUACAGCCUCUUCGUCUUGCUGAGUGGGACACUGAUGACAAGGUUACCUUUUUCAUGAGUGGAAGAAAUUACACGUUCCGUGAUUUUGAGAAAAUGGCAAACAAGGUUUUUGCUCGUCGAUAUUGUAGUACUGGGUGUCUUCCUGCCACUUAUUUGGAAAAAGAAUUUUGGCAUGAAAUUGCUUGUGGAAAGACAGAAACUGUUGAAUAUGCAUGUGAUGUUGAUGGCAGUGCUUUUUCAUCUUCUCCCACUGAUCAGCUUGGAAAUAGCAAAUGGAAUUUGAAGAGACUUUCAAGGCUUCCCAAGUCUGUUCUGCGCCUUCUAGAAACAGCAAUUCCGGGAGUAACUGAUCCUAUGCUCUACAUAGGAAUGCUAUUUAGCAUGUUUGCUUGGCAUGUUGAGGAUCAUUAUUUAUAUAGUAUCAAUUACCAUCAUUGUGGGGCAUCAAAAACUUGGUAUGGAAUUCCAGGUCAUGCUGCUUUGCAAUUUGAAAAGGUUGUCAGGGAGCAUGUGUAUACACGCGAUAUCCUAUCAACUGAUGGGGAGGAUGGUGCUUUUGAUGUUUUACUGGGGAAAACAACUUUAUUUCCUCCGAACGUUUUGUUGGAUCAUGAUGUCCCCGUUUACAAAGCUGUGCAAAAGCCAGGAGAGUUUAUAAUUACCUUUCCUAGGGCAUAUCAUGCUGGAUUCAGUCAUGGUUUCAACUGUGGCGAGGCAGUGAACUUUGCUAUUGGUGAUUGGUUUCCUAUGGGUGCUGUUGCCAGUCGACGCUAUGCUCUUCUUAACAGGAUGCCUCUGCUUCCUCAUGAAGAAUUAUUAUGCAAAGAAGCAAUGCAUCUAUAUACGAGUACUGAACUUGAAGAUUCUGAUUAUUCCCCUGCAGACUCGGUCUCUCAGCGUUGCAUUAAAACCUCUUUUGUGAAAUUGAUGCGCUUCCAGCAUCGUGCUCGCUGGUUUUUAGUGAAAUCGGGGAUGUGCACCAGUAUUUCUUCGUACUCUUAUGGAACUAUACUUUGCAGCCUAUGCAAACGCGAUUGUUAUGUGGCAUAUAUUAUCUGUAGCUGUUAUUUGCAUCCUGUUUGCUUACGUCAUGAUGUUCAGUCUCUGGAUUUAUCAUGUGGCAGCAAUUAUGCCAUCUGCUUACAGGAGGAUAUUUCAGAAAUGGAAGUUGCAGCCACAAAAUUUGAGAAGGAAGCUGGAAUAUUGGAGGGGAUUAAUCGGCAGGCUAGAAAUGGUGAUGACUUGUAUUUCUAUGAGCUAUCAAAGUUGUCUAAAAGAGUUGAUGAAGAUGGAUACUCUCCUUACUGUGAGAUAAAGUUAGAGUUGAAUUGUGAUUUUAGUGGUACAACCACUCGGGACCAAUCGCAAGAGCUAGAGCAUCUUUAUUGUAAUGUACCCACUAACAGAAGACGAAGUUUAAGUCCUCAAGUGUCAGAAACUUCUACUUGUGUAGCAUCUACUCUUUGUUCUUUGGCGGAGCCUCUGGAGGGCUCAACUCGUGCUGAUGUAAAGGGAAGUUCUAACUUCAGUACAAGGAAUGUUGAUUCUAAAAGGUCAUCUGAAGAAUUGUCGCGCGGUACAUAUGAAUCUUCUCUGUCCUCCCUGUCCUGUGAUGAAUACUUGGGUGCAUGUCCAGACAAUCUUCCUGGAUCAGAGGAUAGGCCUGCUGCUGUGGAACAUGACAGUGAUGAUUCUGAUUCGGAGAUAUUUAGGGUCAAGCGCCGUUCUUCACUAAAGGUGGACAAAAGAAACUUAAAUGAUGUCACGUCAUCAAAGCAUUCUGACCACCAGGGUUUUAAACGACUGAAGAAACAACAACCUGAUGGAAGAUGUGGAUAUUUUGUGCCAUCGGAUUGCUUCAGAACUGACGAAUCAAAUUCUAGAUUAACCACCGCUAAUUACAAAGGAGCUCCAGAGAGUGUCUCAAUGGAUAGGGUUUCCAGAGGUAGUAGCAUUCCCAUCUCUAUUAAGUUCAAGAAGUUGGCCAAUGAGGAUGUGAGUAGACAGCGAGAACACCUGAGAAAAGAUAGACUCCAGAUUGAGUAUGGCAACAGCAGGAGGGAAGUAGUACCCCCUAUAGAGAUUGGGACGAAGCGCCUUAAAGUCAAAGGCCCUUCUUUUCUAGGGUCGGAGAGCAGGUUAGAUUGAAGAAGAGAAAAAUAUUAACAGAUCCGCCAGGAAGCAACAACAAAUUUUUAGUUGGCCUGCCCUCUGGAGCAUCAUCUAGAGCCUGACUUUGCUAACUUCAUUUUCUCUAAUGGGGUUCUAACAAUACAGGGAGAAAAAAAAAAUGGAAACAGAAAGCUAAAAUCAUUGAUUCUGGGAGCAGUGACAAAAAUUAACCUAGGAUUUAUAAAAAAAAAAAAAAUUCAUAUUCUUUGUGCAGGCCUCAAAUUGGGCAAGUACGCACUAUUGGUGAUUCUUGAGGUUCUCUUGGGCCAGGUUAUUUUUGUGUCUUUGGCAGGAGAACCUUCCUGCAAAAGCUUACAAAGUAGAGAUUGGGUUUAGAUUUGAUGUUGAUUAUGUAAAUUUGUUUUUGCGUCAAUUCUUGUGAGGGGGGGGAUAAGUAGGGUAUUCUUGCUAACCUUCUUCAUUUUUAAGGUGUUCGCUGCUUCUAGGGUUCUUUAUUCUUUUUGUAGCAGGUGGGGUCGUUGUACCUUUUGGACUACUUAAAUAAAAGUUCACAGAAAUUGUCCUUUUUA